Molecule: messenger RNA, 4197 nt
Organism: Canis lupus familiaris (dog)
Lineage: Eukaryota; Metazoa; Chordata; Mammalia; Carnivora; Canidae
Gene: GAA
Product: alpha glucosidase
Exons: 20
Coding region: 311-3250 (979 amino acids)
Biological process (GO): lysosome organization; glycogen catabolic process
Cellular component (GO): lysosomal membrane
Molecular function (GO): alpha-1,4-glucosidase activity; carbohydrate binding
Source: RefSeq, a predicted model, not a curated record
GCUCCGAGGGGAGGCCGGGCACCGCCCACCUGCUGCCUGCCUCCUCACGAUCACAGGUGUGCGUGUCCAGGUGGGGCAGGUGCAGCCAGACCGCACUGAGUCCUCGUCCCAGGCCCCCGCCCUGGGCUCCUGAGACCCCCCAGCCUUGGCAGUCGCGGGGUCUUUCAUUCGCUAAUAAAGUGGUGGCUGGGCCUGUGCACAGGCUCAGGGCGGGGCCUGGUCCCCUGAAGCGGAGGCAGGAACCCAGGCUAGGAACUGUGGGCCUCCCCACCUGUCCCCCUAACCUCCGGGGAGCGCAGAGGAGCUGCUGAUGGGGCAUCACCAACGACCGAUGAUUAAUCAGCUGUGCUCGGGCCUCCAGGACCCAGCCCGCGGCCCGCAGGUGCCACCGACCAUGGCCGCGAGGUGGCCUCCCAGCUCCCGGCCCCUGCUGGGGGUCUGCACCCUCGUCUGCCUGGCCACCGCUGCCUUCCUGGGCCACGUCCUGCUCCGUGACUCCUUGGUGGCUCCCCAAGAGCAACGGCGCUUCUCCCAAGGGCCCGAGCAGCUUUAUCAUGCUCACCAGCAAGGAGCCCGUAACCCAGGCCCCCAGCCCAGCCCAGGGCACCCCGGCAGGCCCCGAGCGGCACCCACACAGUGUGAUGUGCCCCCCAACAGCCGCUUCGACUGUGCCCCGGACAAGGCCAUCACCCAGCAGCAGUGUGAGGCACGGGGCUGCUGCUACAGGCCCGCGACGCCCUGGCCCCAGCUCCCCCGGAUGGGACAGCCCUGGUGCUUCUUCCCACCCAGCUACCCAAGUUACAAGCUGGAGAACCUGACCACCACGGAGACGGGCUACACGGCCGCUCUGACCCGUAGCACCCCAACCUUCUUCCCCAAGGACAUUCUGGCCUUACGGUUGGACGUGCUGCUGGAGACGGAGAGCCGGCUCCACUUCACGAUCAAAGAUCCCACCAACAGGCGCUAUGAGGUGCCCCUGGAGACCCCGCGGGCCCACGGCCGCGCCUUGGCCACACUCUACAGCGUGGAGUUCCAGGAGGAGCCCUUCGGGGUGGUCGUGCGCCGGAAGCUGGACGGCCGGGUGCUGCUGAACACGACGGUGGCCCCCCUGUUCUUCGCCGACCAGUUUCUGCAGCUGUCCACCUCCCUGCCGUCCCAGUACAUCGCUGGCCUUGCCGAGCAUCUCGGCUCCCUGAUGCUCAGCACCAACUGGACCAGGGUCACCCUCUGGAACCGGGACAUCGCCCCCUCGCCCAACGUGAACCUGUAUGGGUCCCACCCUUUCUACCUGGCGUUGGAGGAUGGCGGGUCAGCUCAUGGGGUCUUCCUGCUGAACAGCAAUGCCAUGGACGUGGUCCUGCAGCCGAGCCCGGCCCUCAGCUGGAGGUCGACAGGCGGGAUCCUGGACGUGUACGUCUUCCUGGGCCCGGAGCCCAAGAGCGUGGUACAGCAGUACCUGGAAGUCGUGGGCUCCCCGUUCAUGCCACCCUACUGGGGCCUGGGCUUCCACCUGUGCCGCUGGGGAUACUCGUCCACAGCCAUCACCCGCCAGGUGGUAGAGAACAUGACCCGGGCCCACUUCCCCCUGGACACGCAGUGGAACGACCUGGAUUACAUGGACGCCAGGAGGGACUUCACUUUCAACAAAGACGGCUUCAGGGACUUCCCGGCCAUGGUGCAGGAGCUCCACCGGGGCGGCCGGCGGUACGUGAUGAUCGUGGACCCGGCCAUCAGCAGCUCCAGCCCCCCUGGCAGCUACCGACCCUAUGACGAGGGUCUGCGGAGAAAGGUUUUCAUCACCAAUGAGACGGGGCAGCCGCUGAUUGGGAAGGUGUGGCCCGGGUUCACUGUCUUCCCCGACUUCACCAGCCCCACGGCCCUGGACUGGUGGCAGGACAUGGUGUCUGAGUUCCAUGCCCAGGUGCCCUUCGACGGCAUGUGGAUUGACAUGAACGAGCCAUCCAACUUCGUGAGGGGCUCGGUGUAUGGCUGCCCCGACAAUGACCUGGAGAACCCGCCCUACGUGCCCGGGGUGGUUGGCGGGACCCUGCGGGCAGCCACCAUCUGUGCCUCCAGCCGCCAGCUGCUCUCCACGCACUACAACCUGCACAACCUGUACGGCCUGACGGAAGCCAUCGCCUCCCACAGGGCCCUCGUGAAGGCUCGGGGGACGCGCCCCUUUGUGAUCUCCCGCUCAACCUUCGCUGGCCACGGCCAGUAUGCCGGCCACUGGACAGGGGACGUGUGGAGCAGCUGGGAGCAGCUCUCGUACUCUGUACCAGAAAUCCUGCUGUUCAACCUGCUGGGGGUGCCGCUGGUCGGGGCCGACGUCUGUGGCUUCCUGGGCAACACGUCAGAGGAGCUGUGCGUGCGCUGGACCCAGCUGGGGGCCUUCUAUCCGUUCAUGCGGAACCACAACGACCUCAACAGCCUGCCCCAGGAGCCCUACAGGUUCAGCGCGACGGCGCAGGAAGCCAUGAGGAAGGCGCUCGCCCUGCGCUACUCGCUGCUGCCCCACCUCUACACGCUCUUCCACCGGGCACACGUGGGGGGCGAGACCGUGGCCCGGCCCCUCUUCCUCGAGUUCCCUGAAGACCCCCACACCUGGACCGUGGACCGCCAGCUCCUGUGGGGGGAGGCUCUGCUCAUCACCCCCGUGCUCGAGGCCGGGAAGGUCGAAGUGACUGGCUACUUCCCCGCUGGCACAUGGUACGACCUGCAGACGGUGCCCGUAGGGGCCUUCGGCAGCCUCCCGCCCCCACCUCCAGCUCCGCUCAUGUCCACCAUCCACAGCAAGGGGCAGUGGGUGACGCUGCCAGCCCCGCUGGACACCAUCAACGUCCACCUCCGGGCUGGGCACAUCAUCCCCCUGCAGGGCCCUGGCCUCACGACCACAGAGUCCCGAAAGCAGCCCAUGGCCCUGGUCGCAGCCCUGGGCACAAACGGGGAAGCCCGAGGGGAGCUGUUCUGGGACGACGGGGAGAGCCUCGGGGUGCUGGAGCGCGGGGCCUACACGGAGGUGGUCUUCCUGGCCAGGAACGACACCAUCGUGAACGAGCUGGUACGUGUGACUAGCGAGGGUGCCGGCCUGCAGCUGAGGAAGGUGACCGUCCUGGGGGUGGCCGCGGGCCCCAGGCAGGUCCUCUGCAACGGCGUCCCUGUUGCCUUCACCUACAACCCUGACACCAAGACCCUGGACAUCCCCGUGUCACUGACGAUGGGAGAACAGUUUCUCAUCAGCUGGUCUUAACCUGGGGCCGGUGGGGCACUGAUCCCUUACGGAGCGAGAUGGGCUUCGCCGUGGCCUCAGCACCUGCGCGUUCUUGGUCAGGACGUGGGGGGGCCUCGGGGUCAGGAGCACUUGCCCCUCCAAGCCGUCUCCUGCCGCCGACCUCCCUCCAAUACCCAGAUCUGCGUGCGCGUCUACCUCCUGGGACCUGGGGCUCUGGGGCUCUAGGGCUCUGGGCCAGCAACGUGCCUGACAGGUUUUCUGCACAGACCCGACGGCAGCGCCCCUGGGGUUGCCUGGUGUGUGCAGUGUUGUUCUGGAAGGUUUACCUCUCCGAAGCCCGUCACUGGAACAUGCGUGAUGUCGUCCGCCACCAGCUGCCUGUCCGUGAUGGCAGACGUGUGCUUGGGAUGAGGCUGUCGUACCUGCACCCCGAGCUCACGGCAUGGACGGCCAGAUGAAAGCCCGAUGAGAGCCGGCCCGGGAACUCGGGGGGUUCACGGGACACAAGGAAACACUUGAUCUUAAGUGCAAUUAUCUUUAAUAAAAGGGACAUUGCAAGCAAGCUGCUGGUCCUUCUGGAGGUGCCCAAGGGCCAUGGGACGCUGCCACCCCACCCUCCCCGGGCCCCUGGACGCCGGGGUGGGGCACGCAAGUGGUGCCGUGAGCUCUGACGGCAGCACGCCCCCACGCCACCUUCCAGCGCGCCUCACCCUUCUCUCCGGGACUGGAGAACGUCCCAUGGGCCUGGGGUCCGAGGCAUGGGGUAGGAGGUGUGCCCCCACGCCCCAUCCCAGUCAGCACGGGGCUAACACUCAGCCUGAUUUCUCUGAGAUGCACCCACGCUGUGCGUCCCCGCUUCACUGCUGAACACGCCCCAUCGUGUGGAUGUGCCGGUUUGCUCAGUGGGCCUUAGGGCUGGUUUCGAUUUCCCACUAGUUUGAAUAAAGCUGCGUUGAGCAAUCAUG